AGUUGUGACACGAUUUUCUGCACCGGAAAGUGGGAGGCAAAUCGGAGACGGUGUUAUACGACCAGAGACCUUGAAGUUAUGCGAGUGUUGGUGACCGGUGCUUCUGGAUACUUGGGUGGAAGACUCUGCCAUGCGCUACUCCGUCACGGCCACUCUGUGCGGGCGUUCGUCCGUCGCACCAGCGAUCUCUCCUCCCUUCCUACUCUAUCCGACGGCGUUGCUCUAGAACUUGCUUACGGUGACGUUACGGACUAUCCGUCACUUCUCACCGCUUGCUCUGGCUGUAAUGUGAUCUUUCACGCCGCUGCUCUAGUGGAACCAUGGCUUCCAGAUCCUUCCAAAUUUAUCUCUGUCAAUGUUGGAGGUUUGAAGAACGUACUCCGAGCGUACAAGGAGAUGAAUACGAUAGAGAAGAUCAUCUAUACGUCGUCGUUUUUCGCUUUGGGAUCCACGGAUGGAUAUAUUGCGGAUGAGGGUCAAAUACAUUCAGCCAAGUAUUUCUAUACCGAGUAUGAGAAGUCAAAGGCUGUUGCGGAUAAAAUUGCUCUAGAAGCUGCCAAGGAAGGAGUACCUAUAGUUGCUGUUUAUCCUGGAGUCAUAUAUGGACCUGGUAAAGUCACUGCUGGGAAUGUGGUGGCCCGAUUGAUUGUUGAGCGAUUUAAUGGACGGUUGCCUGGCUAUAUAGGUCAUGGAAACGACAAAUUCUCUUUUAGUCAUGUAGACGAUGUGGUAGAGGGUCACAUCGCGGCUUUAGACAAAGGCCAACCAGGCGAAAGAUAUCUUCUUACAGGAGAAAAUGCAUCUUUCAUGCAAAUCUUUGAUAUGGCUGCUACUAUCACCAACACAAAAAGACCUUGGCUUAACAUUCCCUUGUUCGUGAUCGAGGUUUAUGGCUGGUUAUCCGUGCUAUUCUCUAGAAUAACCGGAACGCUUCCAAUCAUCAGCCCCCCGGCGGUGUAUGUUUUGAAGCACGAGUGGGCUUAUUCGUGCGAGAAAGCGAAAAGAGAACUGAACUACAAACCAAGAAGCUUGAGUGAAGGUCUAGAAGAGGUGCUUCCUUGGUUGAAGAACUUGGGCUUGAUUAAAUACUAACAACGUAAGGAUGGAUUUUCCUUUUGAUUACUUGUAUAAUGGCCGGCCCAGCUCGGUCCAACCCGAACGCAGUAUGUUGGAUGAGAAUACGCAACUAAUAAGUACAAAGUUAAUAC
Molecule: messenger RNA, 1208 nt
Organism: Cynara cardunculus var. scolymus (artichoke)
Lineage: Eukaryota; Viridiplantae; Streptophyta; Magnoliopsida; Asterales; Asteraceae
Product: putative dihydroflavonol 4-reductase
Exons: 5
Coding region: 79-1092 (337 amino acids)
Source: RefSeq, a predicted model, not a curated record